Pipistrellus kuhlii (Kuhl's pipistrelle) is the source of this 6347-nucleotide messenger RNA. RefSeq names its product dedicator of cytokinesis 4 (gene DOCK4). Lineage: Eukaryota; Metazoa; Chordata; Mammalia; Chiroptera; Vespertilionidae. Gene Ontology annotation, molecular function: guanyl-nucleotide exchange factor activity; small GTPase binding; GTPase activator activity. Gene Ontology annotation, biological process: small GTPase-mediated signal transduction; cell chemotaxis. The record is from RefSeq and is a predicted model, not a curated record. Gene Ontology annotation, cellular component: plasma membrane; cytoplasm.
GGGGGUGCGCCCGCGGGUGCCCCGGCGUGUUCGCUUAGUUCAGUGAAUCAGAACAAUGACUGCGCCGCCGCCGGGUCGCCGCGAGCGCGUCCGACUGUGAGCGGCCGCCCCGGCGUAGCGGCAGGCGGCGCAGCCCGGGCCGCGCGGUGCCAGCGCGGGGCUCGGGAGCCUGCAGCGCGCCCGGCGCCCGCCGCGCACCCCUCGGCGGCUGUGCAUUGGGAUCCGGAGCCGGAGCUGGAGCGGGGCCGCGGGCAGGACGCAGCCCGAGCGCCCGCGCCCUGUCCAGCCAUGUGGAUGCCCACGGAGCACGAGAAAUACGGCGUGGUAAUUGCCAGCUUUCGAGGCACCGUCCCAUUCGGCCUGUCGCUGGAGAUCGGAGACACGGUUCAGAUCCUGGAGAAGUGCGAUGGCUGGUACAGAGGAUUUGCCUUAAAAAACCCCAAUAUCAAGGGUAUCUUUCCCACCAGCUACGUCCACUUGAAGAAUGCCUGUGUGAAGAACAAAGGGCAGUUUGAGAUGGUCGUUCCCACCGAAGACUCCGUCAUCACCGAGAUGACCUCCACGCUGCGGGACUGGGGCACGCUGUGGAAGCAGCUGUACGUGCGGAACGAGGGCGACCUGUUCCACCGGCUGUGGCACAUCAUGAACGAGGUGCUGGACCUGCGGCGGCAGGUGCUGGUGGGCCACCUGACUCACGACCGCAUGAAGGACGUGAAGCGCCACAUCACCGCCCGCCUGGACUGGGGCAACGAGCAGCUGGGCCUGGACCUGGUGCCCCGGAAGGAGUACGCGAUGGUGGACCCCGAGGACAUCAGCAUCACCGAGCUCUACCGCCUGAUGGAGCACCGGCACCGGAAGAAGGACGCGCCGGCGCAGGCCAGCAGCCACCACCUCUUCGUGCAGCUCAAGAGCCUCAUGUGCUCCAACCUGGGCGAGGAGCUCGAGGUCAUCUUCUCGCUCUUCGACAGCAGGGAGAACCGCCCCAUCAGCGAGCGCUUCUUCCUGCGGCUGAACAGGAGCGGGCUGCCCAAGGCCCCCGACAAGCCCGAGCGGCACUGCUCCCUCUUCGUGGACCUGGGCAGCGGCGAGCUUCGCAGGGACGUGUACAUCACCGUGCACAUCAUCCGCAUCGGUCGGAUGGGGGCGGGCGAGAAGAAGAACUCCUGUGGCGUCCAGUACCGGCGCCCCUUCGGCUGCGCGGUGCUCAGCAUCGCCGACCUGCUGACCGGGGAGACCAAGGACGACCUCAUCCUGAAGGUGUACAUGUGCAACACGGAGAGUGAGUGGCACCAGAUCCACGAGAACAUCAUCAAGAAGCUGAACGCGCGCUACAACCUGACCGGCUCCAACGCAGGCCUGGCCGUGGCCCUGCAGCUGCUGCACGGAGACCUGGAGCAGAUCCGCAGGGAGUACCCGUCGGUGUUUUCCCACGGCGUGUCCAUCACCAGGAAGCUGGGCUUCUCCAACAUCAUCAUGCCGGGUGAGAUGAGGAACGACCUGUACAUCACGGUGGAGCGCGGCGAGUUCGAGAAGGGCGGCAAGAGCGUGGCCAGGAACGUGGAGGUGACCAUGCUCGUCGUGGACAGCGGCGGCCAGACCCUGAAGGACUUCGUCUCCUUCGGCUCCGGGGAGCCGCCGGCCAGCGAGUACCGCUCCUUCGUGCUCUACCACAACAACAGCCCGCGCUGGGCCGAGCUGCUGAAGCUGCCCAUCCCCGUGGACCAGUUCCGGGGCGCGCACGUCCGCUUUGAGUUCCGGCACUGCUCCACGAAGGAGAAGGGCGAGAAGAAGCUGUUCGGCUUCUCCUUCAUCCCCCUGAUGCAGGAGGAUGGCCGGACGCUCCCGGACGGCACGCAUGAGCUCAUCGUGCACAAGUGCGAGGAGAACACCAACCUCCAGGACCCGGCCCGCUACCUCAAGCUCCCCUUCUCCAAGGGCCUGCUCCUGGGGACCGGCACCCCCGCCCCCAAGGCCACGAAGGAGUCCUUCUGGAUCACGUCCUUCCUCUGCUCCACCAAGCUCACCCAGAACGGCGACAUGCUCGACCUGCUGAAGUGGAGAACCCACCCCGACAAGAUCCCCGGCUGCCUCUCGAGGUUAAAGGAGAUCGACGGCUCCGAGAUCGUCAAGUUUCUGCAAGACACCCUGGACACCUUGUUUGGGAUCUUAGAUGAAAACUCCCAAAAGUAUGGGUCCAAAGUGUUUGAUUCUCUGGUUCACAUCAUCAAUCUGCUGCAAGACAGCAAGUUCCACCACUUCAAGCCGGUGAUGGACACGUACAUCGAGAGCCACUUCGCGGGGGCGCUGGCGUACAGGGACCUCAUCAAGGUGCUCAAGUGGUACGUGGACCGGAUCACGGAGGCGGAGCGGCAGGAGCACAUCCAGGAGGUGCUGAAGGCCCAGGAGUACAUCUUCAAGUACAUCGUGCAGUCGCGCCGGCUGUUCUCGCUGGCCACAGGCGGGCAGCAUGAGGAGGAGUUCCGCUGCUGCAUCCGCGAGCUGCUGCUGUCCGUGCGCUUCUUCCUCUCGCAGGAGAGCAAGGGGGCCGGGCCGCUCUCCCAGUCCCAGGCCGUGUUCCUGAGCUCCUUCCCCGCCGUGUACUCCGAGCUGCUGAAGCUCUUCGACAUCCGGGAAGUGGCCAACCUGGUGCAGGACACGCUGGGCAGCCUGCCCGCCCUCCUGCACGUGGACGACACACUGCAGGCGGUGAAGCUGCAGUGCAUCGGCCAGACCGUGGAGAGCCAGCUCUACACCAACCCAGAUUCCAGGUGCAUCUUGCUGCCCGUGGUCCUGCACCACCUGCACAUGCACCUGCGGCAGCAGAAGGACCUGGUGGCCUGCGCGCGCAUCCUCAGCAACGUGUUCUGCCUCAGCAAGAAGAACGGCGCGGAGAAGGCCGUGCCAGAGGAGAUAGAUGUGAUCGUGGCCAGCCUGCUGGACAUCCUGCUGAGGACCAUCCUGGAGAUCACCAGCCGCCCGCAGGCCUCCGGCUCCGCCACGCGGCUGCACUUCCAGGACGUCACGGGGGAGUUUGUUGCUUGUCUCCUGUCCCUGUUACGACAGAUGACAGACAGGCACUAUCAGCAGCUUCUGGAUAGUUUCAGCACAAAGGAGGAACUCAGGGACUUCCUGCUGCAGAUCUUCACCGUGUUCCGAAUAUUGAUACGGCCCGAGAUGUUCCCCAAGGACUGGACUGUGAUGCGCCUGGUGGCUAACAACGUGAUCAUCACAACCGUUCUCUACCUGUCAGAUGCACUUCGUAAGAACUUCUUAAACGAAAACUUUGACUACAAGAUCUGGGAUUCCUACUUUUACCUCGCGGUCAUUUUUAUAAACCAGCUGUGUCUGCAGUUGGAGAUGUUCACGCCUUCCAAAAAGAAAAAGGUAUUAGAAAAGUACGGCGACAUGCGGGUGACGAUGGGCUGCGAGAUCUUCAGCAUGUGGCAGAACCUGGGGGAGCACAAGCUUCACUUCAUCCCGGCGCUGAUCGGGCCCUUCCUGGAGGUGACCCUGAUUCCCCAGCCCGACCUGCGGAACGUCAUGAUCCCCAUCUUCCACGACAUGAUGGACUGGGAGCAGCGGCGGAGCGGCAACUUCAAGCAGGUGGAAGCCAAGCUCAUCGACAAGUUGGACAGCCUGAUGUCGGAAGGCAAAGGGGACGAAACCUACCGGGAGCUCUUCAACAGUAUAAUUCCGCUCUUUGGUCCCUACCCUAGCCUGCUGAAGAAAAUCGAGCGGGAAACAUGGAGGGAGAGCGGGGUCUCGCUGAUCGCCACGGUGACGCGGCUGAUGGAGAGGCUGCUGGAUUACAGGGACUGCAUGAAAGUGGGAGAGGUGGAUGGCAAGAAGAUCGGCUGCACCGUGAGCCUUCUGAACUUCUAUAAGACGGAGCUGAACAAGGAGGAGAUGUAUAUCCGCUACAUCCACAAGCUCUACGACCUGCACCUCAAGGCCCAGAACUUCACAGAGGCCGCCUACACCCUCCUGCUGUAUGACGAGCUGCUGGAGUGGUCGGACCGGCCGCUGCGCGAGUUCCUGAGCUACCCCAUGCAGACCGAGUGGCAGCGCAAGGAGCACCUGCACCUGGCCAUCAUCCAGAACUUCGACCGGGGCAAGUGCUGGGAGAGCGGCAUCCUGCUGUGCCGGAAGAUCGCCGAGCAGUACGAGAGCUACUAUGACUACCGCAACCUGAGCAAGAUGCGGAUGAUGGAGGCCUCUCUGUACGACAAGAUCAUGGACCAGCAGCGCCUGGAGCCCGAGUUCUUCAGGGUUGGGUUUUACGGGAAGAAGUUUCCGUUUUUCUUAAGAAACAAGGAGUUCGUGUGCAGAGGGCACGACUACGAGCGGCUGGAGGCGUUCCAGCAGCGGAUGCUGACGGAGUUCCCGCACGCCAUCGCCAUGCAGCACGCCAACCAGCCCGACGAGACCAUCUUCCAGGCGGAGGCGCAGUACCUGCAGAUCUACGCCGUGACCCCCAUCCCCGAAAGCCAGGAGGUGCUGCAGAGAGAGGGCGUCCCCGACAACAUCAAGAGCUUCUACAAGGUGAACCACAUCUGGAAGUUCCGCUACGACCGGCCGUUCCACAAAGGCCCCAAGGACAAGGAGAACGAGUUCAAGAGCCUCUGGGUGGAGCGGACGUCGCUGUUCCUGGUGCAGAGCUUGCCCGGCAUCUCCCGCUGGUUCGAGGUGGACAAGCGCGAGGUGGUGGAGAUGACGCCCCUGGAGAACGCCAUCGAGGUCCUGGAGAACAAGAACCAGCAGCUGAAGACGCUGAUCAGCCAGUGUCAGACCCGGCAGAUGCAGAACAUCAACCCGUUGACCAUGUGCCUGAACGGAGUCAUCGAUGCUGCCGUCAACGGCGGGGUCUCCCGGUAUCAGGAGGCGUUCUUCGUCAAGGAGUACAUCUUAAGUCACCCCGAGGACGGAGAGAAGAUCGCCCGGCUGCGAGAGCUGAUGCUGGAGCAGGCGCAGAUCCUGGAGUUCGGCUUGGCCGUGCACGAGAAGUUCGUCCCUCAGGACAUGCGGCCCCUUCACAAGAAGCUGGUGGACCAGUUCUUCAUGAUGAAGUCGAGUCUGGGGAUACAGGAGUUCUCUGCUUUCAUACAAGCCAGCCCCGUGCACUUUCCGAACGGCAGCCCUCGGGGGUGCCGGAACUCGGCGCCCGCCUCCAUGAGCCCCGACGGCUCCCGGGUGGUUCCCAGGCGCAGCCAGCUGAGCUACCCGGCCGUCAACCGGUACUCCUCGUCCUCGCUGUCCUCGCAGGCCUCCGCCGAAGUCAGCAACAUCACGGGGCAGUCGGAGAGCUCCGACGAGGUCUUCAACAUGCAGCCAAGCCCGUCUACCUCAAGCCUCAGCUCCACCCACUCCGCCUCCCCCAACGUGACCAGCUCCGCCCCGUCCAGCGCCAGAGCCUCCCCUCUGCUGUCCGACAAACACAAGCAUUCCCGAGAGAACGCCUGCCUGUCCCCCCGGGAGCGGCCCUGCAGCGCCAUCUACCCCACCCCCGUGGAGCCCUCGCAGAGGCUGCUGUUCAACCACAUCGGAGACGGGGCCCUGCCCCGCAGCGACCCCAACCUGUCGGCGCCGGACAAAGCGGUGAACCCCACUCCUAGCAGCUGGAGCCUGGACAGUGGGAAGGAGGCCAGGAGCCUGGCGGAGAGCGGGCAGCUGCUCUCGCCCCCUGUGCCUCCGCGGCCCGCGCUGACGGCUUCGCCUGCGAGACACACGGCGCAGGUGUCCCCCUCCCCUGCCGGGCGGUCCCCGUUGAAGGGCCCCGGGCCGCCCCCCGCGCCCUCCCCGGCGGAGCACCCCGCGGGGCUGCUGUCGCACUCGCCCGCGCUGUCCGGCAGCUGCAGCAGCGGCAUCUCCUCGCUCAGCCGCUGCAGCGCCUCGGAGAUCUCCGGCUUCGAGACGGCGGCGCCCGAGCCGCCCGGGCCGGGGUCCGGGUCCGGGUCCGGGAGCGGGCCCGGCGCCGCCGCCCAGGAGCCCGCGCGCAGGGACAGCCGGACGCCGCCGCCCUACAGCGUGUUCGAGCGGACGGCGCGGCGGCCGCUGCCGCACAGCCUGUCGGUGCCGGUGCCGGUGCCGGUGCCGGUGCCCGUGCCCGCGCCCGAGCCGCCCGCGCUGCCGCCCAAGCCGCUGCCCGCGCGGCGCGGCGGCGCCCCCGGCGGCGCCCGCAGGACCGAGCCCCCGCGGCCCCGGCCGCUGCCCCGGAAGGUGUCGCAGCUCUGAGCCCGGCCCGCGAGGACCCGCGUUUACAGGAGGAGGAGGAGGAGCCGGUGGUGGAGGCACUUUACUGGCCGGACCUGCCCUCCGGAGAGGCGCCGGGGUCCGGCUGUCCGGGCGUC